Molecule: messenger RNA, 1599 nt
Organism: Triticum aestivum (bread wheat)
Lineage: Eukaryota; Viridiplantae; Streptophyta; Magnoliopsida; Poales; Poaceae
Product: probable carboxylesterase 12
Exons: 2
Coding region: 1-1338 (445 amino acids)
Molecular function (GO): hydrolase activity
Source: RefSeq, a predicted model, not a curated record
AUGUACCCGUGGCUUGACGAGAGGUGGCCGGAGCAGCUCGCAAGUGGCGGCUGCGGUCGGGUCUCGCUGGAGAGGAAGAAGACGACGGAGUGGGGCGGUUCCAGGGGCUGCAACGCGUCCAGGCGGCACCAGUGGACCUCCAAGGAGUCGCCUGAGCAGUUGCUCGAGCUCGAGGGGCACCGGAGCAAGGAGGAGGGGCAGCGGGGAUCGCUGGCAAUCGGUGAACGCGGUGACGGGUUGUGCAGUGCUCUGCCUGUGUUCCUCGUCGCCCCGCUUGCCGCUGGAAUUACCCUUGCAGAUUCGGAUCACGGCCUCAGCGCCGCGACGCCGAGCCAAAGCUCACUGCCGCCUUCCGCAACCCCAGCCAUGGACGACCCAGGCUUCGAGAUCGAGUGCGAGAUACCCGGCGUCGUGCGUGUGCACAAGAGCGGCCGCGUCGUGCGCUUGAACGGCACCGAGACCGUGCCGCCCUCCCCGUCCGGUGACCCAGCCAACGGCGUCGCCUCCAAGGACGUCGUCCUCGACCCCGCGGCAAACAUCUCUGCCCGCCUCUACCUCCCCGCCGCCACCGCGGCGGAGCCCGGGAAGAAGCUCCCUGUGGUCGUGUUCUUCCACGGCGGCGCGUUCAUGAUCUACACCGCUGCCUCCCCGCUCUACCACAAGUACGCCGCCUCCCUCGCCGCCGCGGUCCCCGCCGUCGUCGUCUCCGUUGACUACCGCCUCGCCCCGGAGCACCCUGUUCUGGCCGCCUACGAGGACGCCUUCGCGGCCCUCAAGGCCGUCGUCUCCUCGUGCCGGCUGGACGGCGCUGAGCCCUGGCUCGCGGGGCACGGCGACGCGUCCCGCGUCGUCCUCGCCGGCGACAGUGCCGGCGCCAACAUGGCGCACCGCACGGCGGUCAGGCUGCGGAAGGAACGCAUCGAGGGGUACGGCGACAAGGUCAGCGGCAUCGCGCUCCUGCACUCCUACUUCUGGGGAAAAGAGCCGGUCGGCGGGGAGCUCACGGACGCCGCCAUCCGCGGCGGCCUUGACCAGGUAUGGCAUGUCGCCUGUGGCGGUAAGCUCGGCCUCGACCACCCGUACAUCAACCCUGCGGCGUCGCCGGAGGAGUUGGGCCAGCUCGGGUGCGACCGUGUGCUGGUCGCCACGGCGGAACACUGCUGGUUCGUGGAGAGGUCUCGCGCCUACGCGGCGGGGCUCAAGGCGUGCGGGUGGGGCGGCGAGCUCCGGUUCUACGAGACCAAGGGCGACGGGCAUGUCUACUUCUUGCUCAAGCCCGACUGCGACAACGCCGCCAAGGAGCUCACCGUCGUGGCCGACUUCGUCAGGCGCUGUUGAGUCUGUUUUCUCUUGUUCGCCGGCGAAUGAUUCAGUAAUACAGGCUCAGGAGCAAAUAAUAUUGGGAGCGCCUAGAACUCAUCUAGCUGAGACAUAAGUAUAAGUAUGGUCUCAUUCACAUGACGUCAUCCCCUGUUGUUGCAGCCCGGUUGAGUCCCUCCCCCAUAGACUUCUUUCGUCCAUUGGGCAAAUUUUUAGUUUGGGCUGUUUUCUGUUGUUGUUUUCCGGUUUGGCCCAUCAGUGUUUGGUUGUUGCUUACCA